UCCAUUCCGUUCAAAAUUAACGAGCAGAGUGUCUCGGAAACAGGACGCACACAGAGUGAAAAGAGGAAGAAGAAGAAGAAGAAGAAGAAGAAGAAGAAGAAGAAAACUCCCUUUCUCGACGAUGGCCCUGCGCAAGAUGGUGGCUAGCCGUUUCUCCAACGUCGCCAAGAUCGCCUCCCCCGAGGCGAUACCUCCUCCCCGCCCCGCCACGUCGCUCCUCCGGAGGCUUCUCCCUGGAUCCGGCGCCGAUGAGCCUGGGCUCCUCCGCCAGUUCCUCCAGCGUCGGCCGUUCUUCCAUGCGGCAACUACGCCACCGGCCAGGCUCGCGCUUCCGGUCGGAGACGGGCUGAUGGACCGCAUCCGGGAGAUGAACGGUAGCCGGAUCCGACUGGAAGGGCUGCUUCCGCCGACGACGAAGAGGAUGGACGAUGCGGCAGUCUCGGUGGCGGAGGCGAGGAAGGUGGCGCGGGCGGCGCGGAUGGAGGUGGCGAGGGCGAGGUUGAGGGGGACAGGGAGGGCCUGCCUUUCCUACUCCGAGUUCUCGCAGGUGUGCGGGGAGGUGGCGGGGGGUAUGGAGGAGGGUGCGGGUCUGGGGAGAGCGUUGGACGAGUCCGGCGCCGUCAUCGUCUUGGGGGACAUCGUCUUCGUCCGCCCUGAAAUGGUGACCAAAGCAAUCGAGAGCAUGAUUCCACCGUCGCUAUCAUCCCAGAGCGAUCCACGAAGUAGAGAGUUGAAGGCGAUGGAGGAAAAGAAGGCGGAGAUCGACGUGAAGGCGGAGGCCCUCGUGAAGAGGGAGAUGUGGUGCGGGCUGGCCUUCCUGGCGCUGCAGACCGCCGGCUUCAUGCGACUCACCUUCUGGGAGCUGUCGUGGGACGUGAUGGAGCCCAUCUGCUUCUACGUCACCUCCCUCUACUUCAUGGCCGGCUACGCCUUCUUCCUUCGCACUUCAAGGGACCCCUCCUUCGAGGGCUUCUUCGAGAGCCGCCUCGCCGCCAAGCGGAAGCGGCUGAUGAAAGCCCGCAACUUCGACGUCAACCGGUUCAAUGAGCUCAGGAGAGACGGAGGAGCCUUCACUCUGUCACGCCCUGCAGAAGAGUGUUCUGCUUCGUCCUGGCCCUGCUGUGACUGUCAUGGACGCAGAAGCACCCUGAUUGGGGCUGCCCAUGAUGGAAAUAUCAUCGACUAAAUGGUGAAGUGCCUUGUAUAUUGGUAAUAGUCGUCGACGUACAUGAAGAGAAGCAUAAAUAUACCAUAGCAGGAUGAUGCUCAGUA
This is a messenger RNA of Musa acuminata AAA Group (dessert banana), 1272 nucleotides long. RefSeq names its product calcium uniporter protein 2, mitochondrial. Gene Ontology annotation, molecular function: uniporter activity; calcium channel activity. The transcript is spliced from 2 exons. The coding region runs from base 122 to 1186 and encodes 354 amino acids. The record is from RefSeq and is a predicted model, not a curated record. Gene Ontology annotation, biological process: mitochondrial calcium ion homeostasis; calcium import into the mitochondrion. Gene Ontology annotation, cellular component: uniplex complex; mitochondrial inner membrane. Lineage: Eukaryota; Viridiplantae; Streptophyta; Magnoliopsida; Zingiberales; Musaceae.